Messenger RNA from Megachile rotundata (alfalfa leafcutting bee), 3066 nucleotides. Its product is annotated as VPS35 endosomal protein-sorting factor-like. NCBI's taxonomy places the organism in Eukaryota, Metazoa, Arthropoda, Insecta, Hymenoptera, Megachilidae. Gene Ontology annotation, biological process: endocytic recycling. Gene Ontology annotation, cellular component: endosome. The record is from RefSeq and is a predicted model, not a curated record.
UGUUAUGCUUUUUUGAUAAAAAACUUAUGUAAAUAAUAGAUUUUAUUCUAUUGCUUCAUUGUAAACAUAUUCCAAUAUAUUCAAAAUAUGACGGAAAUAAACUGGAUUGCCAAACCUGUAAACUAUAAAGCAAUACGGUUUGCAUGUUUAGAAGAAACAACAGACCAUCCUCUAAAACCUGUUACUGUUAUGCUAAUUGAUGGACGCAGUGGGGUUAAGCGUAAUGUAUUACGAAGUACAAGUACCAGUUCUUCAACUGCUACACCGACACCAACACAUACCCCAAUUCCUGGGAAUCCUUUAACAGAUCCAUUAUUAAGUCAUUCUUCUUUCGAUGGAUCUGAUCCUCUUUCACAAUUUGCUAGAGAAGAAUUAGAUCCUUUAUCUAAAAUGGCUGCAGAUGAGUGGGACUAUUCUUGCAAUGCUGCAGUUACUGGAAAAAAAUCUAAAGAUACUGCUGAAGAAUUAGUGGAACCAUGGUUAGCAAGACGAGCUACAAUAUUAAGCAAAUAUACAACUUCUGAAAAGUUGUCGAUUGUUACUAGUUUUCUGUCAGGUGGUGAAAAAGUUGUUGUAAAAGUUCAACCAAGUGGCGGAGUGGUUGAUAAAGUAAGGACAAGAUUGGAACAGUUAGAUGAUUUCGAAGAAGGAUCUAUUAGACAAAUGUUAGACCUAUCACAGCAACAGUACACUGCAAGAAUUGAACAAUUAAAUAAUGAACUUGUACAAGCAUGGCAUUCAGAUCAAAGAGUUAAAGCACUUAAAAUAGCAAUUCAGUGUGCCAAAUUAUUAGUAGAUACAUCUGUUAUGGCUUUUUAUCCCAGCAAGUUCGUUCUUAUUACAGAUAUUUUAGAUAUUUUUGGAAAACUCGUUUAUGAAAGACUAAAAGUUAAAGCAGAAUAUUACAAACCAGGAAGUAAAACCCCUACAAGUUUACCUGAUAACUUUACACCUGACAUGGUACCUGAAAAUGCAAAAGAAACUUGUAGAAACUGGUUUUAUAAAAUAGCAUCAAUAAGAGAGCUAGUACCACGUUUGUACGUAGAAAUGGCAAUAAUAAAAUCCUACAGCUUUUUAACAACAAGUGAAUUUAAUACAGCCUUGUUAAGGAUAACUGGAAUGAUAAGAGGAAUUGGAAAUCCUCUUAUAGCUGUAUAUGCUAGAUGUUAUUUAUGCCGAGUGGGUCUAGCUUUGAACAAAACAUCAGAUUUUGAAUUUGUGAGAGAAAACUUUUACGAUUUUCUUAUCACUUACCAGCAACUGUUUGGACAAUUUGUAAAGAAUGAACUAAUUAAACAAAAUAUGACUUUAUAUUCUUAUUUAAAUCUCUACUCACCAGCUUUAGAUUGGAUUUUACAAGUUUUAGUAGCUACAACACCUGAGAGUCAUUUGGAAGAUGUGCUUGCUAGGUGUAAGAAGCAAGAAAAUAGUUCGCUGUUAUUAAAUAGUAUUUUAACAGCAUUUAAACCAUCAUACAUUGCUGGAAGAGCAAUGGAUUUUGUAAACUUGAUAGCCGUAACUGAAGACGAUGGUUUUCCACAAUAUCUUUUGUACCGAAGUUUAGGUGAAAGCCUCGUACAAGAAUCACCACCAAAAGAAGAUUGUCAGCAAAUUUUGAAUGUAAUAUGGAAAUACAUAACUGAUUUAACCAAUCCCAAUAAAUUUAUGCAUUGCAUUGAAAUUUGGAUUCAAUUUACUGCUAUUCAUUUUUCUGUAAAUGAACUAAAUGUGUUUUUUGGGAAAAUAAUCGACCGGCUUAAUCCAAAUAAAAGCUUUGAAAAUCACUAUUUAAAGCUACAGAGUAUUAUAGAAAAAGUAGUAUCUCAUACACAAGAUUUUGAAUCGCUACUUGCAAUGGAUAAUUUCUUGCCUCUAAUAGAUUUAUUUCACAAGGAAAGUGUCAAAGUUGACGUAUGUAAAACUGUUAUAGAAGGUUUAAGCAUUCAAACUGGUCCUAUCACUGAUCCUAUUAUUAUAAAUGCUCUUAUGUUUAUUGCCAGAAUAAUGCACGACUCCGUUAGUGCUCUAACUGUUGAAGAUGAGAAACGACAAAUUGGUCAACUUAUAUGUGGUUUAGUACAACGUGUUGAUUAUGGUCGUGAUUUUGAGAAACAACUUAAUUUUUAUGCUGAAGCUAGAGCAGCUUUCCCCAAUCUCGAUAGCGUUCAUAUACAACUCGUACAGUGUGUAAAUAGAUUAUCUGUUGAUACACGGAAGAUUGUUCGUGGACAUCAUACAAGAAGAACAUCAGCAUUUGUACGUGCUUGUGCUGCAUUUUGUUUCAUUACCAUUCCAUUUCUAACUUUAGUUCAUACACGACUCCAGUUGUAUCUCCUAUCAGGCCAAGUUGCACUUUUGAAUCAAUGUUUAGGGCAAGCUGAUGCAUGUUUCAAAGCUGCAUUGAGCUUGGUUCCAGAAAUGCCCAAAACAAUAGAUAUAGAUGGAAAACAGAAAAGCUCGCAACCAUAUUUACUUUCAUAUUUAUCAAAUUUUUUAUCAACAUUAUUGGUUGUUCCGGAUAGUCCAGAACACGGUGUACUGUAUCUAAUGAGAGGUUUACUUAACGCCGUUCAACGAUGCUUCGAGGAAAAUACAUCAACAAAGACUUAUCUUUAUUUACGUGUACUUGAUUUAUUGUCUACAGUAACUCAAGAAAAUUAUCCUUAUCAUGUUGACAAGGUUGAUUCGAACGAUAAGUUGUAUGGAUCUGAUCAAAAAUUUAUAAGCGAAGUUAACAAAAUGUGUUCCAAAAUUGUAGAAGAGAUUUUAUCACAUUUGAAAUAUCUUGGUUCCACUAAUCAAAUCGAGAAGCAAGUUGCUCUUGCAAUUGAAUUAUUUAAUUGUUUUGUCAUCAGAGCAGAUCUCCGUGAUCCAUCAUUAGCACAAAUGGCUGUGAAUUUAUGGAAUUUAUCUCAACGACAUGAUUACAUAGAUUCAAAAGUAAAGAUGAAAAUGACAGCUUAUAUGAUGCAAAAAAGUCACGAUGUAGAGUAUGAACAUUUUGCGGAUAUUUUGAAAAAAAUGUUAAAAUAAAUAUAGAAUUAAAGCAUAAGAAAUACUUGACCG